CCUUGCUUCCCAAUACGGCAGCCUAGGACAGAAUUACCGAAGUGCCCCUCGCCAUUUAACCAUCUCAUCUCCUCACCUCCCCGACGGCGACUCCCCUCGAGCUCGCCCUCCUCCCCCGCCUCGCUGCCGUCGCCUGGUCCUCUCCGGCCGGCGACCCCGAUUCAACUGGGCUAAAUUGCUUCUUGGAGUUGAAUAUGAUCAAGACUAUGAAUACAUUGUAGAUGCAAAGUUUGCUGUUAGCUUUGUAAUCUUGAAGAUGCUUGAAGAGACAUCAUCUCCAGCAUUGGAUGCUGACAGGAUAGAAGCUCCUUCGCCAAAGGAAGAAAAUAAUUCGACAAAUUCUGAAGCUGCUACAGAUACUGAAGACAUUGAAAUCAGUGAUGACGAUGACGGUGACCGCAAUCACAAGCAUCGAAGACGGGAGGCUAGGCCACAAUCUGAUGAGAAUACAGAGGAACAACAUCCAGGGAUAUCUCUCAAAAAAAGGGGCAGGGUUUCUGGUAAUGGGCAACCUUUUGGCGGAGCUGGUUCUCAAGGCGAAGCACAGAAGGAUUUUGUGCCAAAAUUCAAGAGGCGUCCUGGAACAGGAGCUCACAGUCGAGCGCCUAGAGUGAGCCAAUCCUUCCGAUCCGAUUUAUCAGCUUCUGGUGCUGCUCGCCCUCCUAUGGCACGAGGAAGAGGACGAAAUGGUGCACCCUGGACUCAGCAUGAUCCCAGAUUCAACAACCUUGAUAUGAUGGAUUUUGCAUCCCAGAUGGCUUCACAAGGACCCCCCGCGCACCCUAGCUUAUUUAUGGGCGCUGCAUUGCCAAGUGGUCCAUAUGGAUUUAUGCCUGGAAUGCCUCAUGGGAUUUUGGAUCCAAUCCACCCACUUGGAAUGCAAGGUCCUAUUCAGCCUACAGUAUCUCCUUUGAUUGAUCUUGGCAUGCCUCGUCAACGCUGUAGAGACUUUGAGGAACGUGGAUUUUGCCUGAGAGGGGAUAUGUGCCCCAUGGAGCAUGGUGUAAAUAGAAUUGUUGUUGAUGAUAUGCAGAGUCUUUCGCAGUUCAAUCUCCCAGUAUCAGUUCCAAAUGCUCAAGGACUCAGAAUCCAAAAUGAGGGAGGAACUGGUUCUGUUAACUUAUCGAGUCUUGGAGGCAGUAAAAUUGUUCCCGCAAAAGAUGUCAAAUCUGGUGUGGCAAGUGAUGCAGUAAAACCAAAUGGAAGCACCACUGCAGUUGUUGCUGAUGCUGAUGUAUAUGAUCCUGAUCAGCCUCUAUGGAACAAUGAACACCCAGAAGCAUCGUGUGCUGGUUUUGUACAUAACGAUGCUGGAAUGUGGAAUCCUGAAUCCUCAGGCUAUGAAAUGGGGCAGGAGCAUUCAACACAGAGUUUGAAGUCUUCUGUUUGGGGCAGGAUAGCAUCAAAGAGAAAAUCAGGGGGCAGUAACACAGCUAAAAUUACACCACCAAGUACUACUGGAAACGAAAAAGGUGAUUAUGAUGACAUGGCUCCCAGCACAGCCCAAGUAAAGUCCACUGCUGCUAAGGAUACUAAUGGUCAAUCCAAUUCGAGAAUAUAUGCAGAUGUGGGCCGGCAAAGUAAUCGAGCUGCUCAGAAAGCAUCCCGUACACUUUAUGUACAUGGAAUUCCCCAUGAAAGCAACAGAUGGGAGGCCCUUCUCUCGCAUUUUCAGAAGUUUGGUCAAGUAAUAGAUAUUUAUAUUCCAUCUAACAGUGAAAAAGCUUUUGUCCAGUUCUCGAAAAGAGAAGAAGCUGAAGCUGCCCUUAAAGCUCCGGAUGCUGUUAUGGGCAACCGCUUUAUAAGGCUAUGGUGGGCCAAUAGAGAUAGGAUUCCUGAUGAGGUAGAGGGUAGGAUCCCUGCAAAGUCUUCCCAAUUGUCUACUACGCUGGCCAAUUCUGCCCCUCAGCCAUCUUAUCCCAGCAGAGUCAAGGAAAAUAUUCAAUCUACAACUCCAAGGCCUAGUUCUGGAUCUUCUGCUGAACCGUUGAGUUCUGGUACAGGUUCUAAAAUGCUGUCAGCAAGCAGUAUAAAACCAAUACCUCAUGCUCCCAAAAGGAAUGAAAGUCUAGAACUAUUGGAAGAACUUCGCAAAAAACAGGAGAUCUUAGCUCAGAAGCGUGAUGAGUUCCGCCGCCAGUUAGAGAAACUUGCAAAACAAAAAGGUUCAGCUAAUUCGGUUAAGCAUGCAGAGGCCAGCGGAAUAGAAGUUGCUUCUAAUGAUGCAUCAAAAGUAAAGGAUGCAAGGUCCAUCAGCGCGAGGGCUGAAGGGUCACAGGAGGUUUCUGGUUCAAUGGAAAAGAAAAGUUCUGGAGAGUUGGCUUCAUGCUCUCAAAAAUCUGCUGCGAUAUCCACACAGAAAUCAGCAGUGGUUGCGAAGCAGACUACUCUGUUAGCACCUUCACAGAAUAGGUUUAAGCUUGACAAUCGAACCACAUCAUUCAGAAUUCUUCCACCUUUGCCUUCUGAUAUUGCAAAUGAAUCCAUCUUGGCAGACCAUUUCUCAUCAUUUGGGGAGCUUUCAUCUGUUGUUCUGGAAGAUACCGAAGCCCAUAACCUUGAUGCAACUUUAAAACCGUCUCUGAGUUGUUCAGCCUGUGUGACUUACACAACACGGCAAUCAGCUGAGAAAGCAUUUAUUGGUGGUAAAUCUUGUAAAGGGCAUACACUACGAUUUAUGUGGUUAACAGCAUCUCCUGGCUCAAAUAACCAUUCUAGACCUCAGAAUACUUCGAUUCCUGUCAGGGCCUCCAGUAUUUCUGGCCAUACGCAAAGCAUGUCUUCUGAGCCCCCUUGCCCCGUUGGGAAAAUCUCAUCUACUGCCACAUCUUAUACGGCAGCCAUUCCUCAUAAUAAAUCAACCUUAACUGCCAAAAGUGCAAAUAUUUCUCCAGUUGGAAUUUCCAAAGCUUCAGGUUCUAGUUCCUCUCUAUCGUCAAAUGAUGAGUGUCCUCCUCAACAUGGAUCAACAAGGAAUGUUAUCUCAGAUUCUGCGCUUCCACAAUGAGGUUGAUUGUAUUCGGACGACUUGGUGUUCUGAAGCUUGGCUUGGCUUGGUUGUUACAUAAAUCUUUAUCUAGCCAAGUUCCCCAGCACACUUUAAGUUAUCCGAAGAUCUUUGAAGACCUCUUGGUAUUAAUUUUGGGGGCAGCAUGGAUAAGACCCACAAAAGGGAAAACGGCUGGUUAAGAAUAGGAAUUCUAAUGUACACUGGGGCCUUUUACCGACGGGGAUCACUGUCCAAUUUUAUCGUUCUAUGAGGUGUGCUAGAUCAUUUGUGCACCUUAUUUUGGGGAGCAUUAUGCCGAAAGCAGUUGAUAUUAUGCUAGUUCUGUAGUUUGUAGCUCCUUGCUGAAAGCAGCACCGUGUGGUUAUGUUAUGAGCUCAUUGAACACCAAACUUGUAACUCAUCUAGGCCCGCAUGUCCAAAACUUCUGUUGUGCAUAGCAUACUAAUAGGGCAUACGUAACUGACCCAUUCAAUGCAAUUUUGUGUUUACCUAUUAGGGUUCCUUCAAAA
Molecule: messenger RNA, 3519 nt
Organism: Panicum virgatum (switchgrass)
Lineage: Eukaryota; Viridiplantae; Streptophyta; Magnoliopsida; Poales; Poaceae
Product: zinc finger CCCH domain-containing protein 27-like
Exons: 6
Coding region: 257-3007 (916 amino acids)
Cellular component (GO): nucleus
Molecular function (GO): RNA binding; metal ion binding
Source: RefSeq, a predicted model, not a curated record